GAACACUCUCUCGCCUGGCGACCGAGCGCCUCCAAGAGAUGCCGCCGUAUGGUUUUCUUGCCAGUGCUAGAGUGACUGCUGGACGAUAUGUUUCAUGUCUUCGAUGCCCAGGUUUUCGUUGGAGGAGCAGAGUUUCUUGCUGAGGGAGAUUUGAGCAAGCGUGCCGGUGUGUUGGGUUUGUUGGGUGGGGGCCUGUUCUUGUCGGUCUAGAACGAAACGUCAGGCGUGCCCAUGAUACAGGUAAAGGAGAUGUUGUCCCCCUGCUUGAUCUCGACAACAGCAGCAUGGAGGGUGGCUUCCAGUUUCAGCAAUGAAAGAGGUUGCUAAGAUCACAGAAGUCGCAACUAUCCGUGUGUGUGAAGUUGCAACCUUUUACUCAAUGUUUAAACAGACAAAGGGCUGUUGUGUUGAAUGCUGCCAUGACCACCGUUGCUGAUUAGUAAUGGAUCUGAAGGAUAUAAUUAUUAUGAAGAUGUCACUCCAGUGCGUGCUGUUGAGAGAGUUGAGAUGUUGAGAAGAGGGGAGAAGCUACCGAGUAAGCUGUAUAAGCUUCCUCAACUGCCGUUGGCUCAUCGUCUUCAGGCCACCCGGCUAUUCAUUGACGCCCGAGUCAAAUGGGUUCGUGAUCCGUUCCUGGACGCUGCCGUCGAGAAGGAGAAAGACCUCAAGCCCCUAUGCUCUCUCCUCCACCACAUCCUCUCCUCCCCCUCCCUCUCCCUCCCCCUCUCCUCCGCUUCCCUCCUCCACCUCCCCUCCUCCGCCACCGCCUCCACCGCUGCCUCCUUCUUCCUCAAAUACCCCUCCAUCUUCACCAUCUUCCAGCCCAGCCCUGGCCUCCCUCUCCAUGUCAGGCUCACCCCUUCCGCCCUCUCCCUCCACCGCCAAGAGUCCGUCCUCCACCUCUCCCCGCCCCUCCGCCACUCUGCCGCCUCCCGCCUCGCCAAGCUCUUGAUGCUCGCUGGGUCUUCGGCUUUGCCCUUCCACAUCAUUGAUAAGUUCCGGUGGGACUUGGGCUUGCCUCCUAAUUAUGUCCCUGACCUCCUCUCUGAUUACCCCGAUUACUUCAACGUUCGUGCUGUCAACGAUGAGGCCACGGGUAAAGAAUUGCUUGUGCUGGAGCUCGUGUCCUGGAAGGACGAGCUGGCCGUGUCAGCAUUGCAGGAGAGGAUGAAAGACAGGGACUUUAAUGGGAAACCAGGGACGCGCAUCAGGUUCUCGAUGGAUUUCCCCAGAGGGUUCGAUCUGGAGAAGAGGGUCAAGGCUUGGGUUGAUCAGUGGCAGGACUUACCCUACAUAUCACCUUAUGAGGAUGCUUUCCAUCUGGCGCCCAGUGGUGAUCAGGCCGAGAAGUGGAUGGUGGCUGUCCUCCACGAGUUGCUGUGGCUCCUCCUGUCAAAGAAGACAGAACGGGACAACUUGCUUUGCUGGGGGGAGUAUAUGGGAUUCGGAACACGGUUCAAGAAGGUAUUGGCUCACCAUCCGGGCAUCUUUUACAUCUCCAAUAAGUUGAAGACCCAGACUGUGGUGCUCAGGGAGGCUUACAGGAAGGAUUUCUUGGUCGAGCGGCAUCCCCUGAUGGGUAUGAGGCAUCGCUACAUUUAUCUCAUGAGUAAAGCCAAGAAGUCGCAGAAGCAAAUAAAUUCAGCCUCUAGGACGAUCAGGAAGCAAGCCAAUAGCUCUCAAAAGUUUGCUGGGUAGAGAAGGAAAGCCAUAGACGCGAUGCAGAUGGAAGAGAAAUGAUGGAUGGAUUUUCAGAUGGUGAAUUAGGUGAAGCUAGUAUAUGGCAAUGAUGAGGCAAUCGAAACAUAGAUGUGGAUCCUGGAAAUUAUUGUUUCAGGUGCUUCAACCAUGAAGUACAUGGCGAGCAGAAUGGAGAUGCUUCGGGUCCGAUUUGUGUAGCAGAACUCUGGAAAAAGGGAACUGAGAUCCUACUUCUUUCAGUUCAGUUGAAGGGUGAGAAGAGACCAAGGGAUAGUAGUUUGAUCAUCUAGAGUCAGCUUGACUACAAGAUGGCUGGUUUGAGUUGAUUUCUAAGGGGAUGGCAUUCUUCCGUGCUAGCUUUAGUUGACAACCUCAGCCCCUCAAACACUGCCAAGAAAGUCUGAGAUUAAACCGGAAAUCUAGGAGAACGAAGCUGCGCCCAACAAAGGUAUGCAGGAAGUUUUUGUGUGCCCCUGAAUGACAAUGCUGCUGAGGUGAAGGUGGAGUUGUGAGAAUGAGAUACCUUUCUUGCCUUUGAGCAAACACUAGUUAGGAAGCCUGUGCACGGCGCGCGCUCUACUUAGGUUAAUAUACUUAUUUUUGUUACCAGUACAUGCCAUAUUCUUGAAGAUCUCAUCCUUUAACAGAAGGAGAAAGAGUGUAGCCAGCAAUUGUCUUCGUGUCGGUAUAUCUCCAUAGCUCUUUCGAGUCAUUCCGUAUUGUUAUAAAACUGUGGUCAUUUGAUUACAAAAUAUUCUUUCAUCAAGAAUUGAUGAAAACGCAUGAGUUGGUAUCAAUUUCAAGUUAACUCGGGUUGGA
Messenger RNA from Syzygium oleosum, 2520 nucleotides. RefSeq names its product protein WHAT'S THIS FACTOR 9, mitochondrial. The transcript has 6 exons. The record is from RefSeq and is a predicted model, not a curated record. Lineage: Eukaryota; Viridiplantae; Streptophyta; Magnoliopsida; Myrtales; Myrtaceae. The coding region runs from base 508 to 1698 and encodes 396 amino acids. Gene Ontology annotation, molecular function: RNA binding.